Helianthus annuus (common sunflower) is the source of this 2527-nucleotide messenger RNA. RefSeq lists its product as uncharacterized. The record is from RefSeq and is a predicted model, not a curated record. NCBI's taxonomy places the organism in Eukaryota, Viridiplantae, Streptophyta, Magnoliopsida, Asterales, Asteraceae. Gene Ontology annotation, molecular function: actin binding. The transcript has 4 exons. The coding region runs from base 302 to 658 and encodes 118 amino acids. Gene Ontology annotation, biological process: regulation of stomatal movement; actin filament organization.
GAUCAUGGAAUAACCGUACAUUAACUUCUCAGAUAAUUGAAUCGUUUCUUAUCCUGGAAUUGAAUAUAUAACCCUAAUACCCAAAUCAUAGUUUCCUCUCAUCUCUUCACCUUCAAUUUGUCCUCUCAAAUCCCCCGUACGUUCUCACUCCACCCUCUGCCGGCGACAGUGGUUCCAGGGGCUGUGGUAUUGGUGGUCGUCAAAGGCCAACGGCUAGGGUUUGCCAUGAAACACUGUAGUUAUCGAAUUACACACUCUAUUUGCUGAAGAUUUUUGAUCGAUUCUGUGUAUUGUAGCAAGGAUGUUGGUUACUUAUUUUCAUCUUUUUAGAUUUCAACAAGUUCUAGGUCUUGAAACUGAAAUCAGAAUGUUGAAAUCGCUAGAUCUUGAGUCACUGAUAGGUGGAACCGCGAUUAUAGAGACGAUCGGCCGCCUGGAGUUGACCGGGUCAUCGGUUCCUUGCUGUCUACCUUCUCGCCUAGGUGCGAACAAAUCAGUUUGUGCACCCGACCCAUAUGAUGUUGGGCGAAUUUUGCAAGUUGAUAUUAUAUCAAAUGCUCAAAAGUCAACUGUGACGACAGAUUGUCCGAUACAGCCCGGUUUGUUCUCUUUCCUUUUACUCAUAUUUUUUGUUGACUUUCGGCUGUGUCUUUUGUGAUAACUGAAUUUAUUCGUUUUGAUGACGUUUCUGUAACAACUGUUGGAUUAGAGAGUUAUGUGGAGACACUUUCUCGAAAAGGAAAUUCUGAAUUCAGUGUAUGUUAAAUUGUUAAUCUAUAAAUUUAUUUGGUAAAAAAGAUGUUUGACUAAUCGUUCGUGUACUUUACUCUUAUAAAUUGGUCUUUUCGAGUGCGUUCUAUAGUACGUUCUAUAUCUCUAAUGAAUCUAAAUUCAUCUUAAAAAUAUAUCUUUGCAUACAGCCGCCUAUACUUUUAUUUAAAUAUAGGUAAGGGUUAGUAGUGUGGAUACUAUUGGUAAGGGUAACUUUGGAUCUGUUUGGCUGUGUAGAUGUAGGGUUAGUAGCGUGGAGUUUGCGUGUAAGACCCUGGUGAAAGGGGAGGAGCUAGACGGUUCAUAGAGAAGUUGAGAUAAUGCAACAUUUGUCAGGGCAUCCAGGGGUUGUGACGUUGAAUGUUGUUUAUGAAGAUUCGGUAUCUUUUCAUUUGGUAAUGGAGUUGUGUUCAGGAGGAAGGUUGAUUGAUCAAAUGACGAAAGAAGGUCGUUAUUCUGAAUAACGGGCUGCUAAUAUAUUCAAGGAGUUGAUGACGGUGAUUAAAUAUUGUCAUGACAUGGGUGUGGUUCAUCGGGAUGUAAAGCCUGAGAAUAUCUUGUUAACAACUUCAGGGAAGAUUAAGCUUCCUGAUUUUGGCUUGGCAAUGAGGAUCACCAACGGUACUAUUUUCUUCUGUGUUUUGGUUAUAAAUAAAUUAAUUCUUUAUUUUUUAUAUGCAGGAAGUUCACACAAGUGUUAUGCUUUGUGUAUCUAUGAUAUUGAUUAUAUACCUGCUCAAACUUGUUUAAAUUUGUUCCUCACAAGUUCCCUUAAUUGGUUGACCGACAAUGUGUCAACUUUUAGUAGACAUAAGGUGCUUAGCUUACCUUGUAUCUUACUAAACCCUUCUUUGACUUAAUUUGACAAUACUUGACGAAUCAAUGGGACAGAAGCUUUUACCAAGUCCUUCAUGCUUCCAGAUCCGCAUCACCCUACUUAACCCCAAAGCCUAGAUUCAAAUCAUCAUGAUUCAUUUGUGCACCCAAGUAAGUCUGCUCCAUAAAUAAAGUUAUUAUUUAAUACCCAGUGUAAUUUUCCAACUUCCAAAGUAGGGGUGCUAAACGGGUUGUGUUCGCAGGUUGGCGAGUUCAACCCGACCCAAACCCGAAAAUUUUACACGAACUUGAACCCGAAAAUCGUAUCAUACAUAUAAACCCGAACACGACCCGAAAUUUCAUGGGUUGACCCGAAAACGACGCGUUCAACCCGAAUUUUUAAUUUUUUUCUGAAAUUAAUAUAUUAAAAUUAAAAUUUACUUAAAAAACACAAAUGUAUAUAAUAAUAUCAUAGUUAAAUUAUAAAAUCUAUGUUAAUUUCUCUUUUUAAGUUACAAUCAUGGCAUAAAAUACUACCCCAUUUAAUUUAUGACAUAAAAUAUAUUGUAAAAAAUUAUAAUAUAGUAUAAAUGUGUUAAACGGGUCAAUCCGCCAACCCGACCAGGUUGACUCGAACCCAACCCGUUAACCUAAACGGGUUCGCGGGUUCAACCUGAAAAUAACCCGAACCCGUUUAGACUAAAAACCUAAACCCGUGAAUUUCGUGUUAGGAUCGUGUCGAGUUUUCGGGUGGUGUUAAAAAUUCACACCCCUAUUCCAAAACAGAUAGUUCAAAAUGUUUUGGAGAGCGUAGCAAGUGCUAAUCAAUCCUGGACAUAUACAUAUGCUUAGUAUUUGUUCAGUAGAAUAAUAUCACUUAGUAUUAUCUGAUACAUAUUGAAAGAAGUCGAAAUUUAAUAUGGAUUCAUAUUGUUUGAUA